Molecule: messenger RNA, 939 nt
Organism: Strongyloides ratti
Lineage: Eukaryota; Metazoa; Nematoda; Chromadorea; Rhabditida; Strongyloididae
Product: Proline-rich protein PRCC family-containing protein
Exons: 2
Coding region: 1-939 (312 amino acids)
Cellular component (GO): nucleus
Source: RefSeq, a predicted model, not a curated record
AUGGAUUUAGUUGCGGAAUAUGGAUCAUCAUCAGAUAAUGAUUCCUCCAAUGAUGAUGAAGAAAUGCCACAGCCAAUAAAAAAAAAGAAAUUAGAAAAGGUAGAUAAAUUAAAAUCACUUUAUAAAUUAAGUGAUAUAAAGCAAAGAAUAGCUAAUCUAGAAGCUGAAGAAGCUGAAUUAAUAGAAGAAAGUAGUAUAGAAAAAUUUUCCAAAGUAAAAACUAAUGCUAAAACUUUAUUACAAAAACUUCCAGAACCAUCUAAUACAAAAGAAAAAGAAAUUAAAACAAACAAUUCAUUAAUAUUUGUUCCCAGAAAAAUAAAAAAAGAGAAAGAGGUUAAAGAUACCAUAGUUGUUGAUGAAGAAAUAAAAGAUGAUUCUGAAGAUAGUAAUGAAGGAUAUACAAAUAUGUUUGGUAUGUCAUCUCUUUCUCUACCAUCUUCUUCAUAUGAAGAAAUUGAAACAAAACCAGUUUUAGAAAUUUUUAUGGAUAAUAACAUAUCAGGUCCGUGUAGACCAACACCAACAAUUUCUGAAAAUACAAUAGAAGAUGAAAAUGAAUCUAAUACAACUCCAGGUACAAUAACAAAAGAGCAAGCUAAUGAAUUAAUUUACCGUCAUGAACUUGCACAAUGGGGAAUUUCUCGAGAGGCUGCCGCUAGAGUAGAAACACAUAUAACAGAUGUUAAUGUGGAUUCUUCAUUAGGCCCUAAUAUUGAAAGUACGAUAAGAGCCAACAUGCAUUACGGAAAUGCGGCACUAAUUGUUAAUGCAAGUAAAGUAAAUCCCAAAAAUCCAAUAAAUAAAUUGGCUAAACAAAAACAUCAAAUUACGUAUCUUGCUGAUCUUGCCAUGAAAAAUGAAGAGAAAUUAAAAGAACAAUGGGCUAGUAAUAAAAGUAAAAGAAAACUUGCAGCGCAAAGAUAUGGUUUCAAAUGA